Salarias fasciatus (jewelled blenny) is the source of this 2569-nucleotide messenger RNA. RefSeq names its product E3 SUMO-protein ligase EGR2-like. Lineage: Eukaryota; Metazoa; Chordata; Actinopteri; Blenniiformes; Blenniidae. The transcript is spliced from 8 exons. Gene Ontology annotation, biological process: regulation of gene expression. Bases 1 to 1722 code for a protein of 573 amino acids. Gene Ontology annotation, cellular component: nucleus. The record is from RefSeq and is a predicted model, not a curated record.
AUGUCCGGCCGCCUGGCCUUCCAGACCCAGCUGGCCUCCAUCAUGGAGGUCCUGGCGAACGCUGGCGGUGGCGGAGAUCUGCAAGCUGGUGGACGACGACUACGCGCUGGUGAGCCUGCAGAUGUCCCAGUGUCAGAGAGAGAACAAGGCCCUGAAGAGGACGAGCUGCACCUGCUGGAGCUGAAGAUGGCCCGGGGCGCCGCUGAGCGCCGGCUGCGGGACAGCGCCGCCCGCCGCCGGCCCCGGGUGCAGCUCGCCGCGGGAGACCGGCUCCGGGACGCGGCGCCUGCGAGCGCGGGGGUGGAGGCGUCUCUGUGGCCGGGCGGAGCAGCCGGAGACGCUCCCGGGGAGCCCCUCCUGUCCGGAGGCGUGCGGAGUCAGUCUCCAGACGUGGAGCUGGUGGAGCCCGAGGCGCUGCUGGUGAAAGAGGAGGAGCCGGAGGCCGGCGUGGCUCAGGAGGACGAGUCCCAGGAAGACCUGCGCCUCAUCGGAGACGACGGGGUCCUGGACUGUCCCCACCCCUGGAGCUGCAGUCAGAGGCCUCCCUUCCAGCCUCAGGAGCCUCAGGUCCAGAGCAGCAGGAAGCGGGGCGGCGGCGGCGGAGGAGUGGAGAAGUCUGAGGAGCUGGACGUGGUGCUGGUCAAGGUGGAGGAGGCGGGGCCGGGGGCGGGGCAGGGGGCGGGGCCUCCCAGCCAGAAGGGCCUCAGCAUACAGGAGGGACUGGUGGAGUCCAGCACGGACGAGUAUCGAGGAGUGCUCCCGUUGGACGACCCCCAGUCGUCCUCCAAUCCCUUGUCCGACCUGCAGGAGUGUGGGCGGGGCUUCUCAGAGACUGGAAUGCCCCCCCUGACGCCCCUAACCCCCGGGGGGUCUGACGAGUCCAGCGGUGUUGUGGCCGUCCAGCUGAGGGUGGUGGACACCAACUCAUCCUCCAGCCCCUCCCAGCAGCACAGACCCUCCAGCAGCAACCCCCUGGGCUCUGAGUACUCGCUGUUCGAGCUGGAGACCUUCUUCACCCGCUGGGCCCCUGACGGCGACCCCGCGGCCCCCAGGGGCCCCUCCUGCUCUUUCUCCACCCACGACUCGGCGGACUGCCAUCCUGACGGAGCUGCUGUGGUGGAGCGCCGGCAGCGGCCUCCAGCUCCGGGUGGAGGUCAGAGCUUCUCUGCAGCCGGACCCCCAGCGUCUCGAGGACUGGGCGGCGGCUCCUCGGGAUCCCGGCCGCCUCAGCCUCGGUGGACCAGGACCCUGAGUUCCAGCAGGACCCUCACCACCAGCUCUCAGCUGCAGCCCCAGGCCUCGGCCCGCAGGACCCUGAGCUCCGCCGGGGCCCCGCCUGGGGGGGCCGACGGCGGGGAGGCGGCCCUCGCCGCCCAGUAUCGGGCCGAGCUCCUGGGUCCGGCUGCUGGCCCCGCCCCCGCCCCCGGCGAGCGCCGGGCCAAGAGAUACGUGUGCCGGACCUGCGGGAAGGCCUUCUCCGGGCUCUCCAACCUGGAGGCCCACCAGAGGGUCCACACCGGCGAGAAGCCGUUCGGCUGCAGCACCUGCGGCAAGACCUUCUCCGAGGCCGGGAACCUGAAGAAGCACCAGCGGGUCCACACCGGGGAGAAGCCCUUCAGCUGCCAGCGCUGCGGCAAGACCUUCGCCUGGAUCUGCAACCUCCGGACCCACCAGCAGUCCGCCACGGGCUGCGGACCCCCCGCCAGACCGGGUCCCAGCUGAGGGGGCGGUCUGGACCAGUCCAGAAACAUCCAGACUGGUCCAGACCGGUCCAGACCAUCUCAGACCAGUUCAGACCGGUCCUGACUGGUCCCUCCUCCUGGCUUCCUAAAACACUGUGACUGUCGGCUCUCAGUCUGUCGACACGCCCGGAACCAAAGUCUGGAUCAGUGAAGUGAAUCCUGGAGAACCGGUUCUCCAGGAGGAGCAGGGCGGGUCCGUUCAGGUCUCAGUUCCACCGACGACAGCAGAGAAACUCCACCUGGAGCCUCCAGAGCUGACGCCAGGGCUAUAUCCUGGAUUCGGUUCUUUGCGUAUCUCUUCUCUUCAGGAUGCUUUUCUCAGAGCUUUAACAGCUUUGUUUUUUUUUAAAUAAACGGUUUCUCUGGAAACAGCUCUGUCUGAUUGGUCGUCCUGGUUUCAGCCUGCUGAUCGAUCAGACCAGAGGAUCUUCAGAGUCCAGCGGCUCCAGGUCCUCCGGGCUCCUUCCUGUGGUUCUGCCGUCUUGCUGUCCGGUCGUCGGCUGAAUGAGGGUUUUAGUUUCCUGAAGGUUUGGAAGCUGAAACACUAAAUAUAACUACAACACAGAGAAGUCAGGGAGUCUCCACAGCUCAGAGUGAAGGCGACAUUUUCACAAUCACCCAGUCUGUGACCUUUGACCCAUACACACUGACUGUGUGACCUCUGAGCCAGGUUCCUGUUUCUCCUGGACAGAAAACCCCCGGAGUGUCUCUCUCCGACAUGUGGCCGAAGCUCCACACAUGAUCCAAAAAACCCACAAAGAAGCAGACGAGCGUCUAGAAAAGAAACAUUUCACUCAUUGGUGGUCUUACUACAGCCUUACCUCCAA